Gallus gallus (chicken) is the source of this 7718-nucleotide messenger RNA. RefSeq names its product voltage-gated sodium channel SNS. The coding region runs from base 1 to 5874 and encodes 1957 amino acids. Gene Ontology annotation, molecular function: voltage-gated sodium channel activity. Gene Ontology annotation, biological process: neuronal action potential; sodium ion transmembrane transport; membrane depolarization during action potential. The transcript is spliced from 26 exons. NCBI's taxonomy places the organism in Eukaryota, Metazoa, Chordata, Aves, Galliformes, Phasianidae. The record is from RefSeq and is a predicted model, not a curated record. Gene Ontology annotation, cellular component: axon; voltage-gated sodium channel complex; plasma membrane.
AUGGCUGACUUCCUACUACCUGGUACCAACAACUUCCGUAAAUUCACUCCGGAAUCCUUGGCUGCUAUUGAAAAGAGAAUUGCUGCCAAGAAGGAUCAUCAAAAAAGUACCUUAGAUCAAAAACCUGAGGAGAAACCACGUCCUCAGCUUGACCUAAAAGCUUUCCAGAAAUUGCCAGCUCUCUAUGGAAAUCCUCCUCCAGAGCUCAUUGGGGAACCACUGGAAGACCUUGACCCAUACUACAAAGAUCGCAAGAUCUUCAUAGUGUUAAACAAACAGAAAACAAUCUUCCGGUUCACAGCUACGCGUGCCUUAUGGAUCCUCAGUCCUUUCCAUCCAAUCCGAAGAGCAGCAAUUAAAAUUUCAAUACAUUCAUUAUUCACCUGGUUUAUAAUAUGCACAAUUAUAACUAAUUGUGUGUUCAUGGCUCAGAAUGAGUCCUCCAGGAGUUCAUCUCCAUCGUGGAACAGAUAUGUUGAAUUUACAUUCACUGGCAUUUACACUUUUGAAUCAUUGAUAAAAAUACUGGCAAGAGGCUUCUGUCUAAAGGAAUUCACUUUCCUUCGAGAUCCCUGGAACUGGUUGGAUUUCAGUGUGAUCAUAAUGGCGUUUGUGGGAGCAUUCAGCAACCUGGGGAGCGUGUCGGUCCUUCGGACAUUCAGGGUUCUGAGAGCCUUAAAAACCAUAUCAGUAGUCCCAGGACUCAAGAUCAUUGUAGGUGCACUUAUCCAGUCUGUUAAGAAACUUGCCAACGUGAUGAUCCUGACCGUUUUCUGCCUGAGUGUCUUUGCCCUCAUAGGGCUCCAGCUUUUCAAGGGCAAUCUGAGAUACAAGUGCGUGAAGAAGAAUCAUACGGAUUCCACUAUCAGAGAUUUUUUACGUAACAAAACAUGGGAAUCCUCUGCAACAUUGGCUGAUUACGCAGAACACUUUGCCAUUAAGCCGGGCACCUCAGACGUCUUGCUAUGUGGUCCUGGCGCUGGGACCUGUCCUCCAGAACAUACGUGCAAGCAAAUUGGGCCAAAUCCUGAUUACGGUUUCACCAGUUUUGAUACAUUUGGCUGGGCUUUUCUCUCCUUAUUCCGCCUGAUGACCCAGGACUACUGGGAACGUCUAUAUCAGCAGACCCUCAGAGCUUCUGGGAAGGUGUAUAUACUCUUCUUCAUGCUGGUCAUCUUUCUGGGCUCAUUUUAUCUAGUCAAUUUGAUUCUGGCUGUAGUAACAAUGGCAUAUGAAGACCAGAAUAAGGCCACCAUUGCUGAGACAGAGGCAAAAGAAAGGAAAUUUCGGGAAGCCAUGGAAUUAUUACAGAAAGAGCAGGAGUCACUGACUGCGAAAGGGAUUGAUAUCCUGUCAAUUAGCUCCUUUGAAGGCUCUCCUUUGUCUGCCAAAGAAAUCAAAGAAAGAAGCAAUAGGAAAAAGAGAAAUAAGUCCUUGGGGAUCGAAGAGUGUGAAGAAGAACAGUUUCCCAAGUCACAGCUCACAGACAGUCAACGAAAGUUGUCCCUCCUUGGCUUGCUGUAUGGUCCCAACGCCAACCAGGUGAAACGCAGGCUUAGCCAUGGCAGUGUAUUCAAUUUCCAAAUACCUGCUUUCGAAGUUGACUCCAAAGCGGAUUCGGCUGAUGAGGAAGCCCACAGCACAGGGGAGAACAAGAUCCAGGGCAGGUCAAUGUCGGUGCCACAGGUGGGAAGACGCUCCAGCAUGCCAAGCCAAAAGAGCCAUGGCUCCCACCCUGCCACCCCAAGCUGCAUGCAGAGCAGCAAGUGGGCCAACACAGAUGACUGCAAUGGCAUGAUUUCGGUGAUGGGAGGAGGGCAUGGCAAGGUGCAUGGCUUAGAAGAUACAGCCCCUUCUGAAGGGGUAAUGCUUCCACCAGUAAUGGAAGACCUGGGGAAGAGUGAUCUGCCAGCUGUGAAUGAUGAGAGCAGCAUGAUGCAUUUACAUCCUCAGCUAUCAGUGGAGUACUUUAAUGAGACAUUUCAGAGACAAAGGGCAGCAAGUGCAGUCAGCAUAAUUACCAGUGUCUUAGAGGAACUCGAAGAAUCCCAACAGAAAUGCCCAAGAUUCCUGAAAGAUUUUGCUUUCAAGUAUCUAAUUUGGAACUGUUGUCCACUUUGGUUGAGAAUCAAGAAAAAAGUGGCUGCUUUCAUAAAAGAUCCCUUCAUUGAUCUCACCAUAACGCUUUGCAUUGUGAUGAAUACUUUGUUUAUGGCAUUGGAACACAAUAAUAUGACAGAAAAUUUUAAAUUAAUGCUUAAAGUGGGCAACUUGAUCUUUACAGGAAUCUUCACUGCAGAAAUGGUCUUAAAAAUCAUUGCUCUAGAUCCCUACUAUUAUUUUCAGCAGCCCUGGAAUAUUUUUGACAGCAUAAUUGUCACAUUGAGUUUAAUUGAGUUGAGUUUACCCAGACAAAGAGGCAAAAAAGAAAGGCGAAAAGGAGGAACCCUCUCAGUUUUACGGUCCUUCAGACUGCUGAGGGUCUUCAAACUAGCAAAGUCCUGGCCAACUUUAAACACCCUCAUUAAAAUCAUUGGUAACUCCCUGGGUGCGCUGAGUAACCUGACCCUCGUCCUGGCAAUCAUCGUUUUCAUUUUUGCUAUAGUAGGGGUGCAGCUGUUUGGGGGAAGCUACAGGACCUACGGUGAUAAGAUAAAGAAAAAUGGUGAAAUACGCUGGCACAUGAUGGAUUUCUUCCAUUCAUUCCUUGUCAUUUUCCGAAUUCUGUGUGGAGAAUGGAUUGAGACCAUGUGGGACUGCAUGGUGGUAGCUGAAAAACCACUGUGCCUUCUUGUCUUUCUGCUGGUCAUGGUAAUAGGGAAUUUAGUGGUACUCAACCUCUUCAUUGCGCUGCUGCUGAAUUCCUUCAGUACUGACUGUCUCCAAACAGCAGAAGAUGAUAGAGAGAUGAACAAUCUUCGGAUUGCCUUUGCUCGGAUUCAUAAGGGACUGCGCUUUGUGAAGAGUGUUAUGUGGGACACCUGUUGUGGAAAGCUCAAGCAUCUAAAGAAAGCCCACAGGAAGAAAAACAAAUUGACUGCCCAGAACCCACUGGGUUUGGGAAAAGAAAGAAAAAAUUGUAAAGACAAUUACAAUAUUGAAUGGGCUGAAAAAAAUGGGGAAAUAUGCUCAGGUCUUGAUGAUUUUAUCACCAAUCCCAAUGUGUUUGUUUGUGUCCCUAUUGCUGAGGAGGAGAAUACAAGUGAGGGUUUUGAAGAUGAGGAUAAACUGAGCACAUUUUCAGACACAGAAUACAGUAAACAGUUUGACUCUGUCAGCUCUUCCGAAGGCAGCACAGUGGAUCUGACAAACCCUGAAGACCUGUUGAGGCAGAUUCCAGAGUUUGCUGAAGACAAGAAGACUCCAGAAAAAUGUUUUUCAGAAGGUUGUGUUCGAUACUUUCAUUGCUGUAAGGGUAGAGCUGUAAACUUUGGAGGAAAAACGUGGUGGAAUCUGAGGAAAACCUGCUACCAAAUUGUUGAGCACUCCUGGUUUGAAUCCUUUAUUGUAUUCAUGAUUCUUCUGAGCAGCGGAGUCCUGGCAUUUGAAGACAUUCAUAUAAAUGAGAGACGAACCAUCAAAGCUAUAUUGUUGUUCCUCGACAGAUUGUUCACUUUUGUCUUCUUUCUGGAGAUGAUCCUGAAGUGGGUGGCUUAUGGCUUCAAUAAGUAUUUCACCAAUGCCUGGUGCUGGCUUGAUUUCCUCAUUGUAGGUGUAAGUUGUGUCUCUUUGAUAAAUAUCUUAGGUAGUUCACUUGACGGUGUGAAAUCUCUUAGGACUCUUCGAGCUCUGAGACCCUUAAGAGCACUGUCAAGAUUUGAGGGGAUGAGGGUGGUGGUCAAUGCCCUUGUGGGAGCCAUCCCUUCCAUCAUGAAUGUUCUGCUUGUCUGCCUCAUCUUCUGGCUCAUCUUUAGCAUCAUGGGAGUCAACCUGUUUGCUGGGAAGUUUGGGAAAUGUGUCAACCUAACAGAAGAAAAUUCAGAAUUGGAUAGUUCAAUCAAUGACAUAGCAGACUGUAAAGCAUGGAAUCACACAGGAAAAAUAUUCUGGGUCAAUGUUAAAGUCAACUUUGAUAACGUUGGCUCUGGCUACCUGGCUCUUCUUCAGGUGGCAACAUUUAAGGGUUGGAUGGAGAUCAUGUAUGCAGCAGUAGACUCACGAGAGAAAGAUGAACAGCCGAAAAUGGAGUACAAUUUAUUUAUGUAUCUCUACUUCGUGAACUUCAUCAUCUUUGGAUCUUUCUUUACCCUGAAUCUCUUUGUUGGUGUUAUUAUAGACAAUUUCAACCAACAAAAGAAAAAGCUUGGUGGGGAAGAUAUAUUUAUGACAGAGGAGCAGAAAAAAUAUUACAACGCCAUGAAAAGGUUGGGAUCCAAGAAACCUCAAAAACCCAUUCCAAGACCAUUGAACAGAUACCAAGGAUUCCUUUUUGACAUUGUAACAAAUCAAGCCUUUGAUAUUACCAUCAUGAUUCUCAUCUGCCUUAAUAUGGUCACCAUGAUGGUGGAAACCUAUGAACAAAGUGACAUGAAGACCAAUGUUCUUAACAAAAUCAAUAUACUCUUCGUUACUAUCUUUAGUACAGAAUGUGUACUGAAAUUGGUGGCUCUGAGACAGUACUAUUUCUCGAAUGCCUGGAACAUAUUUGAUAUAGUUGUUGUGAUCAUGUCAAUUGUUGCCUUACUGCUUUCUGGUAUUGGUAAAGCAUUUGAACAUUUCUUACCACCUACGCUCUUCAGGGUCAUUCGCUUGGCUCGAAUUGGACGAAUACUGAGACUCAUCAGGGCUGCCAAAGGAAUUCGAACCCUACUUUUUGCCUUAAUGAUGUCCCUACCUGCUCUGUUCAACAUUGGGCUCUUGCUUUUUCUGGUCAUGUUCAUUUAUGCCAUUUUUGGCAUGGCUAACUUUGCCUACGUGAAGAUGGAAGAUGGCAUUGAUGACAUGUUCAACUUCCAAACCUUUGCUAACAGCAUGCUCUGUCUCUUUGAAAUCACAACAUCAGCUGGCUGGGAUGGUCUUCUCAGUCCUAUUUUAAACACUGGGCCACCAUAUUGUGAUCCAAAUAUAACUGGUAGCAUAGGUGAGUGUGGUAAACCUGCAAUAGGAAUUGUUUAUUUUGUGAGUUAUAUCAUUAUAUCAUUUCUCAUUGUUGUAAACAUGUACAUAGCUGUUAUUUUGGAGAACUUCAACGCUGCUACUGAGGAAAGUACAGAACCUUUAGGGGAAGAUGACUUUGACAUCUUUUAUGAAAUCUGGGAGAAGUUUGAUCCUGAAGCAACUCAGUUCAUAACUUUCUCUGCACUUUCAGACUUUGCAGAUGCUUUGGCUGAACCUUUACGUGUACCAAAACCAAACAAAAUUGAACUCAUAGCAAUGGACCUGCCUAUGGUCAGUGGAGAUAGGAUCCAUUGCUUGGAUAUCUUGUUUGCUUUUACCAAACGAGUGUUAGGGGAUUCUGGGGAAAUGGAUGUACUGAAAGUACAGAUGGAGGACAAGUUCAUGGCUGUCAAUCCAUCCAAAAAAUCCUAUGAGCCAAUCUCCACUACACUCAGACACAGACAAGAGGAAGUUUCUGCCACGGUCAUCCAGCGUGCCUACAGGAGUCAUUUGCUCCAGCGCUCCAUAAAGCAUGCUUCUUACCUGUAUCAUCACAGAACUUACAGUGGUGACACUCUUGGAGAUGCUGCUCCGGAAAGAGAAGGACUCAUAGCUUCUAUGAUGGGUGAAAACUAUGGCAGGAAUCUUGAUGAAUCUCAAACUUCAUCCUCAGCAUCCUUGCCUCCAUCAUAUGACAGUGUCACAAGAGCCAGUAGUGGCAAUCUGAUAGUUGAGAAUGAAUUUACAGGUGACCAAAAAUCUCUGGACAUUAAAUAGUUCAUGAGUAACAGUGCUGUUAAGAAAUGUUCACAGAAGACGAUACUGUAAAUACACAUAAUCUGAGGCUGCCUUCCCCAUUAAAAUGGAACUGUCAGAAUUGAUCAUUUAGCCAUGGUUAAGCCUGAUUACUUAACUAUGCUAGUGGCCAAGGUUUGGCCUUGGACUCUAAGUUCAGCUUUGUUCAAUAUUAAUACGGGCAGAAAAAGCUGUGAAGGAUUUUGAGUAUGUCUUAUCAAUGAUAUCCCACUACUUCAAGGCAGCUGCCAUGGUGGUGUGUUCACAGCAGUGACAAAUGUCACAUCUGACAUCACACCUGCCAUCUUACGAGGGUCUAAUUCAAAAAGCAGAGAGCUCAAGCAGCAACAGAUCUACCAGAGAACAGAAAAAGAGUAUUACAUUUUGUUUAAAUUGCAGAAAGGAGAGGAGCUAGAAUUUCUGCUUAGUCCACUCCCCAGUUGAUAUUCUCAUUGAAAAUCUUUUAAAUAAAUGGCUGCUGAUUCUUUUUAAUGUUUGGAAACUGAAACUUAGCCCCUGCAUGAUCCGCAGUGUAGUGGACUUCUUCCAAUAUGGUCAACCUACAGAAUAAGUCACAGCAUGUAUGCUAUUGUGUUACUGCAGCUUAACGAAAUAAUAAAUGCAACUCUUAAUAUUCAGAAGCUGUACUGAACCCUUGUACAGGAACUCAGACUGGGAGUGCCUUGUAAGCUGCCUUAGUCAAGGUGGUGUGGGUAUCAUCCAAGGCCAUGGGGUUAGGCCUUGAUCUGCAGAUGCAUCCUGUUGGCAGUAAUUCUCCCUCCUGCUGUUGCUUCCUCAACGGAAGGGACAGGUUUUUUGCCCCUGCACAGGUUAGAAGAAACCACAAUACAAGUAACGUGGACAAUCAGGAAAUCUGAUUUGAGGCACUUGAUUCUAGGGUUAACAUACUGCUAUGGGCGUAGUCACAGAUGCUGCUUCUCAUGAAUGCGUGCAGAUGGUCUCUCAUGAUCUUCACCACGUUUUCCUUGCAAAGGUUUUUAUCCUCAUUGUGUCCUUACAAGAGAGUUUUUUGUAGAGAAGCACAUGUCCAAACAAUACGUGGUCUUUUGUCCUUGGCACAGGUACUUUGUAGAUACCUUAAGCUCAUGCACUUUGCUGUCUAACGGCGGUUGUGUUAUCCUUUGUCAUGUAUCGGAGAUAGUCAAAAAUUACCCUUGAUGUUUUAUUUCUCAUUUAAAUGUCAAGCAUGCUACAUGCGAGUCAGCAGAAUAUGUUUUGUGUUUCUCCUAGUUACUGAGUUGUAUCUGUACAGUUGGAUUUGCAAGAUUUGUCAAGGCUCAGAUGAGCUUUCCUCCAGCCAGAAAGAAAACUGGGCUUUGCAGCUGGCUGGGAUCUGCUGUACACUCCAUGUGUGACCUGCAGCAAGCUGCUUAUGCUCUUCAGCACCCCUUCCCUACAUGGCAGUUAGAUGGCCUGUCUUGUGUCCCCUCCCUUUUCUCCCAUCUUUUUCACCUCUUCAUACUGUGAGCUCUUCGGACAGAAAUUUCCUUUUAUUAUAGAUGGGAAAGUAUAUCUUAAAAAUGACAUUGUUUAUAGUUAAGGCUGACCGAACACUGAUUGCUAAUAAAUAAUAUUUACAAUAUCUUUUAAUUUUAAUUUAUUUUGUGGUAUUCCCUAAGUUUCCCCUGCUUUCUCCUGGUUUCAUAGCACCUUCAAGAAGUUUUGACUAAGUUCCUCAAAUUUUAAAAUGGGUGCACACUGUAUUUGCUUUGUACAAGAGAAGACAACAGCUCUGUGCCAUUGGAACCAAGGAGACUCUCUAUUCCUUCCCCAAAAAUUAGAGUUAAUAAGUAAAACUUGAUUAA